Molecule: messenger RNA, 1177 nt
Organism: Dichomitus squalens LYAD-421 SS1
Lineage: Eukaryota; Fungi; Basidiomycota; Agaricomycetes; Polyporales; Polyporaceae
Exons: 2
Coding region: 1-885 (294 amino acids)
Biological process (GO): maturation of SSU-rRNA from tricistronic rRNA transcript (SSU-rRNA, 5.8S rRNA, LSU-rRNA)
Cellular component (GO): preribosome, small subunit precursor; nucleolus
Source: RefSeq, a predicted model, not a curated record
AUGUCCGACCCCUCAUCCUCCAAACACUCCGCGAACGCGUCGACGCAAAAACCCACCAAACGCCAGCACCCCAAGAAACACUCUGCCCACUCCCCUUCAACCUCUUCAUCUCCCACUGCCCUCCCAGGCGUCCAAAAGAUCAAAGCUGCUCUCCGUCAGACCCGCCGCCUGCUCGCGAAAGAUUCGCUCGCCGCCGACGUGCGCGUCAAGACAGAGCGUCGGCUCAAGUCGCUCGAGGCCGACCUCGCGAAGGCCGAGCGGGCGCGCGUCGAGCGGAGCCUCGCUGCAAGAUACCACAAGGUCAAGUUCUUCGAGCGGCAAAAGUUGCUGAGGAAGAUUGCACAAGUAAAGCGGCAGCUCAAGGGUGAUGGGGAGGACGGGGAGGGGGAGACGCUGGGGAAGAAGGAGAGGAAGAAGCUUGAAAAGCGAUUGGGGGAGCUGAGGGUGGACUUGAACUACGUGCUGCAUUACCCGAAGACGAAGAAGUACAUCUCGCUGUUCCCGCCGGAGGUGAGGAAGGGGGAGGAGGCAGAGGCGGAGACGGUGGAUGAGAAGGGCAAGGCGGAGACCGAUAGGCAGCGGGAGGAGAUCAGGGCGUGGGUGAGGGAGCAGAUGGAGGGUGGGGCGUUGAGCUCGGAGCCGGAGGUCGAAGUCGGGAAGUCUGAGCGAGGGAGGAGCGCACCGACCGCGGAGCCGUCGCAUCCUACGCCGUCCUCCAGUACGAAGCAGAAAAAGGCGGGAGACUGCGCGUCAAUGACAUGGUCGAAACCUGCGAAAGGGGGAGUUGCGGAUGACGAGUUCUUCGGUGCGGACGAUGAGGAGAAUGAGGACGAGAGCGCAAUUGAAGAGGGCCCUGAGGAAGACAGCGAGAUGGGCGAGGACUGACAGACAUCUUACUAGCGUAGUGCCUUACAUCUUACUAUCCAGAUCUUUGGAUGCCAUCGCCGAAUUGUUUGUUCUCUUCAUUCGACGUGCUGAACUUUCGGCAGAUCGCGUCAUCCUGCGACAAAGUGGGUCCCCUCUUGACGAUCCCUGUGCUGGGUGCGUACAUUCACCAGUUGCAACGCUUCUAUAAGCUCUUCCAGUUUCUUCUCUCCACUGUCGAGCAUGUUCACAACUGCCGAGUAAACCGUAUUCCCCUUCGCAUGAAUAUGUUAACACAGCGGUCCGGCCUCGG